AUUGGCUCUAGUUUGAAGCAAAUUUAUAUUCGAUCAAAGAAACACUUGGAGAUAUUUCGUCAAAGCGAAAUAUUCCCGAUUACCCAACUCGCCGCCGACUUUGAUUUUUGUCUUUGAAUGCUGCUCCAGCAGACCGAAAAUUCCACCAAGUUCAAUCAGCAUUUCACAGAGUGCUGGAAUCAGCUAAGCCUGCAGAGAAGGUCCGACAUAUUAUCCGUUCUCAGCACCAUAUCCUUCAGCGCUGCUAAGAUGGCCACCAUGCCCCAGGGUGCAUUUGCCGCCUGCAAGAUUCGCCAGCAAUUCAACGAGCGCGAGAUGAUCGUUUCCCGCAUGAGAUCUGGGACAGAUAAGACUGCAGUUGACAACAACACAGCUCAACGGGAAUACUCUCCGGUCAAGUAUAAUGACAAGCUAAUGAACUCUAUUUGGGGCCUGUACAACCGUUACUCGCCGCACAACGUCAAGAAGAACGAGUACGCUCCCACCAAAUAAGACCCUAUCGCAGGCGCAGCAGCUUUGCUUAUAAGGAAGCUGCUCUGCCGUGUCGCUGCCUAUACCCUUUCUAGGUAUAGGCCGACACAAUCAUAUAUAUAUAUGAACUCAACUAUAUAUACACACUACUUAUAUAUCCCCCUUAACCUGCGCAUGAAAAAUUAACCCCAAAAAAAGGUAAUCCUUGGUAACAAAAUUGAAUUUAAUUAAUCACAUCUACUACUUUGAUGCUGUAA
Molecule: messenger RNA, 728 nt
Organism: Drosophila persimilis
Lineage: Eukaryota; Metazoa; Arthropoda; Insecta; Diptera; Drosophilidae
Exons: 3
Coding region: 118-492 (124 amino acids)
Source: RefSeq, a predicted model, not a curated record